ACCAGUACACACACAGACACUCACAUACGUGAUAAACUUGGCGGUAAUAUACAUGCAUGUGCAAGAAAUACCGUUUUUGAAAAAUUGCGAAUCGGCGAUGUAGCUGAAGAUGUUCUAGAGGUGCAAGGACUCGACGCUUCCAAUUCUCCCACGCACCGCCAAGUCGAAUCUCGCGCCCGCUUGGAUUCACUUUCACUGGUUCAUCCCAGGCCCUAUAUAAAUAUGUUGUGGCAUAUAUUUUGCACUUUAGAAAUCUUCUUCACUCUUUAGUGCUUUUGAUAGUUGUAGGAACAUGUGGUUUUCGUUUAACGUGAUUAAAUCUACAUUGAUAUGUCUCCUUAUAAGUAGACUUAAUGCGGAACCUCCAGUAGGAUAUCCCUCAGGAAGGCCUGGAGGGGGUUAUCUUCCACCGGACUUAUCAGGAGGAGGCGGUGGUACAUCAGGGGGAAGGUAUUCUCCCCCAUCAACCAGUUAUGGGACGCCUGCGGGUCCUUCAUCAUCCUACAAUACCCCCGGUGCUUCUGCUCCCUCUCAGUCUUACGGAGCACCAUCUGGUGGAACUCCAUCCCAAAGUUAUGGAGCACCAUCUGGUGGAACUCCAUCCCAAAGUUACGGAGCACCAUCUGGUGGAGCACCUUCUGGUGGAUUUGGAGGAAGGACGCCAUCAUCCUCUUACGGCGCACCGUCUGGUCAGGGAGGCUUUGGAGGUGGUUCUGCAGCUGGAGCACCUAGCGGAUUAUAUGGUGCUCCUGCUUCUAGAGGAGGUGGUAGAUCACAGGGUGGUUUUGGUAGCAAUGCUGGUCCGUCAUCUUCUUACGGCGCACCGUCAGGAAGAGGUCAGGGUGGUUUUGGAGGCAGUGCUCCUUCUCAGUCUUAUGGUGCUCCUACAGGAGGAUCAGCUCCUUCAUCAUCAUAUGGUGCUCCAACCGGAGGUUUCGCGGGGUCUGCUCCUUCCUCAUCGUAUGGAGCUCCAUUGGGUGGAGGUCAAAGCAGUGGUGGAGGAGGUGGUGCACCCUCGUCUUCGUACGGAGCUCCAUCAGGAGGUCAAGCUGGAUUUGGAGGAAGUGGUCCGUCUUCAAGUUACGGUGCUCCUGGUGCAUCUUCAGGCGGAUUUGGAGGGUCUACACCAUCCUCUAGUUAUGGUGCGCCAAGUGGUCCAUCAGCAGGAAUUGGCGGCGGUGCUCCUUCGUCCAGUUAUGGCGCACCAAGUGGAAGACCUUCAUCAAGCUAUGGUGCUCCAGGUUCAUCUGGUGGAUUUGGUGGAAGAACGCCAUCGUCAAAUUACGGAGCACCAGGAGGUUCGUCUGGCGGAUUUGGUGGAAAAACUUCUUCAUCAGGCUAUAGCGCAUCGGGAAGUUCGUCUGGUGGAUUUGGUGGACGAACACCUUCUUCUGGUUAUGGAGCCCCUAGUGGUUCGUCCGGUGGAUUUGGCGGAAGUGCCCCUUCUUCAAGCUAUGGCGCACCAGGAGGAUCAUCUGGCGGACAAGCACCUUCAUCAAGCUAUGGUGCACCAGGAGGUUCAUCUGGCGGAUUUGGAGGACAAGCACCUUCAUCAAACUACGGUGCACCAGGAAGUUCAUCUGGUGGAUUUGGCGGACAGGCACCUUCAUCAAGCUAUGGUGCACCAGGGGGGUCAUCUGGCGGAUUUGGAGGACGAACGCCUUCAUCUAGCUAUGGUGCUCCAGGAGGUUCGGCAGGUGGUUCGUCAGGUGGAUUUAGUGGACGAACACCUUCUUCUAGUUAUGGGGCUCCUAGCGGUUCGUCUGGGGGAUUUGGUGGUAGUGCACCAUCUUCAAGUUAUGGCGCACCAGGAAGUUCUUUCGGUGGAUUUGGUAGGCAAACACCUUCAUCAAGCUAUGGUGCACCAGGGGGUUCAUCUGGUGGAUUUGGCGGACAAGCACCUUCAUCAAGCUACGGUGCACCAGGUGGGUCAUCUGGUGGAUUUGGCGGACGAACGCCGUCAUCUAGCUAUGGUGCUCCAGGGGGUUCGGCAGGUGGUUCAUCAGGCGGAUUUGGUGGACGAACGCCUUCUUCCAGUUAUGGCGCCCCAAGUAGUUCCUCCGGAGGUUUCGGAGGUGCUGCACCUUCUUCAAGCUAUGGAGCUCCAGGUGGUUCUUCCGGUGGAUUCGGAGGUGCUGCACCUUCUUCAAGUUAUGGUGCUCCUUCUGGUGGUUUCGGUAGUGGGGCACCAUCUUCUACUUAUGGUGCUCCAAGUGGCUCAUCUGGAGGCCAAGGCGGCGGAUUUGGUGGAUCUCCAUCGCAGAGUUACGGAGCACCAUCCGGUUCAGGUGGGCAAACCUAUGCUGCCAAUGGUGGUUACAGCUACUAAGAAAAUUUUAAUAUCAUUUUACCUAUUACGUGUACAUUUUAUUAAAUAAAUUUUUUUACAA
Molecule: messenger RNA, 2390 nt
Organism: Agrilus planipennis (emerald ash borer)
Lineage: Eukaryota; Metazoa; Arthropoda; Insecta; Coleoptera; Buprestidae
Exons: 3
Coding region: 474-2378 (634 amino acids)
Source: RefSeq, a predicted model, not a curated record